This is a messenger RNA of Drosophila willistoni, 956 nucleotides long. Its product is annotated as STING ER exit protein. The record is from RefSeq and is a predicted model, not a curated record. The coding region runs from base 174 to 926 and encodes 250 amino acids. The transcript has 3 exons. Lineage: Eukaryota; Metazoa; Arthropoda; Insecta; Diptera; Drosophilidae.
AAACUGAAGACCGACAAAAACCAAAACAAACCUGGUAAAACGUAUAAAAUAAACAAACUAAAUAAAAGCGUGAUCAAUUGUCUAAAAUUCGGUUUGAAGAAAUUGUAAACUAGGAGUAACCUUUAAGUGACUGAGAGCGGUUAUUUAUUGUAAGAACCCGACACUUGGUUAAAAUGCCAAAAGUAGUCUCCCGUAGUAUUGUGUGUUCCGACACUAAAGAUCAGGAGGAGUACAAUGAAGAGAAGCCCCUCAACAUAUACUAUUGCCUUUGCAGCAAAAUGGCCUUGAUAUUGGACUGCACAUUGGACCAAUUGCCAUUGCGAGAAGUGGACAAUGCUCGGGUGAUUGAUUCCAACGAUCAUGCGAAUAAGUUGACUUAUAAUCCUCAGCCAAGAAUGCUUUAUAUUCGCCGCAAAAACAGAGACAACAAAAUAGAGAAACAAUAUCGUUACAAAUGCCGAAAUUGUAAUUUACCGCUCUAUUAUCGUCAUCAGCCGGAUUCGCACGUUACCUUUGUCAUGUUUAACGCCUUGAUACGCAAUAAAGGAGAACAGCCAUUGGUUAAAUUAUUGGCAGCAGAUGCCAAGGGCAACAAGACAUCUAGUAUGGUUUCGACAGCAGCUGCUGCUGUUGGCAAUAGUGGAGAAGAUUCGGGCAUUGUGGAUUCAAGUGGCAAGAAAGUAAUGGUUACUCGGCACACGAAAAAUAUGGGUAAAUUUAGUUCGGUCACAGUUUCCACCAUUGAUGAGGAAGAAGAUGAAAUUGAAGCGCGGGAGAUUGCUGAUAGCUAUGCGAACAAUGCUCGCAUUAUUGAAAAACAACUACAGCGUAAAGGCGGCAAAUUAAGUGAUGUAGGAAUCAAGGGUAAAACAGAUGAAGCUCCUCCUCCACCAAAGAAACAACGUGGAACGCUGCUAGAACGCUAAAACUAUCUUUAUGAUACUUUUACCAAUUGU